Molecule: messenger RNA, 3988 nt
Organism: Helobdella robusta
Lineage: Eukaryota; Metazoa; Annelida; Clitellata; Rhynchobdellida; Glossiphoniidae
Exons: 18
Coding region: 1-3492 (1163 amino acids)
Biological process (GO): manganese ion transport; regulation of cytosolic calcium ion concentration; calcium ion transmembrane transport
Cellular component (GO): membrane; cation channel complex
Molecular function (GO): inositol 1,4,5 trisphosphate binding; store-operated calcium channel activity
Source: RefSeq, a predicted model, not a curated record
AUGAUUUCAACCACAACGACCAAGUUCGUGGCUCACCCAAACUGCCAGCAGCACCUGACGAGCGUUUGGUACGGUAAAGAGAUGGCAUUCCUGCAGUCAUCUUCUCACUGGAAAAAAGUUACAUGUUUUUUGUAUUUCUGUUUUGUUUCUUACGCAUAUGAAGCUUUCGUUGGGCUGGAAAAAUUAGCAUCACACCUGUUAGAAACUCUUAUUCAGAAAUUACUUUUCGUCCUCAUGAUUAUCAGGAAAUUAUUGCAACAAUUUUGUUGUAAACCUGUUGAUAAAAUGUUGAUGUGGCUGGUCACCAUCCCUGCCGUCCCCCUCCUCUGCAUUGCCUACCUCAUCUACCCACAGUCCAAAGUUUGUCUACGUCUGUUUACUUGUUUGUUUGUUUGCUGUGAAACCGGAAGAAUCCGAUUGAAAGCAAGCGCCGAUGUCUUGAAGCUCUUGUCCACAUGUCGGUUUAUCGGUUAUUUUGAAGGUUCAGUCGGAGCGGAAGUUAGAACGGGUCACGUGACUAGCGAUGGGGGUGUUGUGGUCACUGACCACGGUAGUGUGGACGACAAGCUUAAUGAUGGUUUGAAUAGUGGUGAGAAUGUGAUGAACUUGAGUGAUGAUGAGGUUGAUGGGUUACUCAAGAACACAUUUCGUCCAUGCAAUGUGCACUACAGUCUGAUCAUCUACAUACUGGGAAUGAUGUGGGUGGAGUGCAAGCAGUUGUACAAGGAGGGCAUGAGGAGCUAUCUGGCCGACAGCUACAACUGCAUCGACUUCAUCGUCCUCUCCCUCUACAUCUCCUCGUACGUACUCAGAAUCGUCGUCCAGUUCCAUCUUAGCAGGGCCAAUGAAAGUUUUGGCGACUUGGCGGCAAAGGCGGAAAAAUACCUCCGUUCCGAGAACUUUGAAGCUUUCAAGAAUUUGGUGGCCAGCACCUGUGAGGAGCCACUGAGCAGGGAGAAGUACUUCAUGAGGACGUCCAGGUUCGACUGGCAGAUGAACGACCCGGAGAUAGUCUCGGACAUGUUGUUCGGACUGGCAAACGUUUGGAGCAUCGCGAGGACGACCUACCUCAUGCCUGCCUUCGAAGUCCUCGGUCCUCUGCAGAUCGCACUUGGCAGGAUGAUGGGGGACAUUGCCAAGGUGCUCGUCCUCUUUACCCUGGUGCUGAUGGCAUUCAUGGUGGGCCUGCACAAUUUGUACUGCUACUACGGGUCGCAGACGUACAGACUGUUCAACAACGAAACCUUCAGAACCAUCCAUGCAUCGGAAACAUUUCAAAACCUCUGGCGAACGCUGCUGAAUUUGUUCUGGUCGAUGUUUGGAGUGGUGCCACUGGACAGCAUCGCCAUUAAGCAUCCGUCUCAAAUAUAUGGAUCAUUACCACAACACUCAUUUUCGUCAACAUCGUUAUCGGCACCAUCUUCAUCGUUAUCAGCACCACAGACGUUUAUUACUGUAGCCAGUGCAUUUGCGACACUGACGCAAACGACCCUGACUCCUCAUCCGACUCUGAGAUCGUUGUCAUCAUCAUCGGUCGAUAUUUUGUCAUCAUCGCCAUCCUUGUCUUCAUUUUCUCCAUCCCCAUUCAGUUCUUCACCCUUAUAUUUACCAUUUAAACCACCAUCACCACCUUCCUUAUUUACAUCCGCCCAUGCAAACGCCACACCUCCUGCGCCGUCAAUCCCACCCCUACCCUUAUCAUUGCCGUUGUUAUCACCAUCAUUUCAAUCAUCAUCAUUUUCCAAAUCAUCAAAAUCUUUCUCAAAGUCGUCAUCCUCAUCAUCAUCAUCAUCAUCAUCGUGGUCUUCGUCUUCGUCAUUGUCCUGGUCAUCCCCAAGCGAUGCAUCUCUGGCGAGCCAUCCGGGCUCCACUAUUAUAGUUGAGGGGGUGGGUCUGUUUUUGUUCGCCCUCUAUCACGUGACCGUCAUCAUCGUUCUGGUCAACAUGCUCAUCGCUAUGAUGAGUCACUCAUUUGAAGCUAUUCAGGGAGAUUGUGACGUCGAGUGGAAGUUUGCUCGGACGAAGCUCUGGAUGAGUUACAUAAUCGUGGAGGACACCCUUCCCAUCCCCUUCAAUAUGCUGCCCACCCUCGACGCUCUCAAGUCCUGUUGUGGCGGCUUCUUGAGCCACAUAAGAGGGUUCAACGGGAAUAUAGUCAAAAUGUUACAAGUAAUAUGUCAGAAAAAAUUAAUCCUGAGAACCAAAAGCGAGUUAAUUCAAACGCUGAACUGCCACGUCUACAAGUUAGUCGUUGGAAGUGCCUUGUCACACGCUGUUAUUAGAGCGUGGCUUUAUUCGAAUGCUGCCUGCCUGAAACUCGAAAACUAUCAUGCGCCAUGGCGCCACGGCAAACUUCAUCACACGACGAACGCUGACAUCUUACAGCGACUUGUCAGGAGGUACCUCUUCAAGCUGGAGAGGAUGAAGGAUGAAAUAAAUAACCACCACCAUGUCCAUCUCGGUGACCAUGUGCAUCACUAUGACCACAACCACCAUCACGACCACCACCACCACGACCACCACCACGACCACCAUGACCACCACAACCACUACGGUCAAGCAGAUAGGGACCCUACCCGAUCGACCUCUGAGAUGACCUCCAGCAUCACUUACGUUCCCGACUAUGCAAAAGACAGGAAAGAGUCAGAUGCAAAACGUAAAACAACGCAAUCAAGUUUUGGAAGCAACCAAAGUCUGGUCUUCAACUUCUCGCCAUCAUCACUUGUUUUCACGCAGCAACACGGCGGCGGCAGCUCCAAGCCGCAACGAACACGACCUCCAUCCAUUCGUCGUCGUCGUCAGCAACAUGUUUCCUGUCAGCAACUCUAUCAACUCAACUUGCAAGAAUAUCAGGAAUCAUCUGAGCAGGAGCAACCACAACAACAGCAACACCAACCACAACAUCAUCUGUCGCAGCAAUUACAACAACAAUUACAUCAACAAAAACAUUAUUCGCAAGAGCAACAUAGAGAACAAAAUGACCUACCAAAACAACCGCAACAACAGUACACCCACAGCACGGGCAACAACAUCAGCAGCCCGGACAACAACAUCAUCUCUCGCUACGGAAACAAGUGCUCGCUCAAUGGCAACCAUAACACCACCAUCACCGACAACAACAAUAUCUCCACCAACCACAACAACUCAACAACAAAUUCCAAUAAUUCAGCAAACAACAACGGCGACUCCAUCACCAAAAUCAGAAGCAGCGGGACCUCCCUAUCGUCGCAACCGCCCACUGAAAAAACAAAAAUCCAAAUCGAGGCAAUCAUCAAAAACAUCAACCUCUUCCAGGUGAGAUUGAGUCACGUGAGGGCUAUAACAACCAGGAGGGAUGUCUUGAGGGAUGACAUCAAGCAUGUCAAGAGAUUACUGUUGGAGAAUUGCAAGGCACUGCUGUCCGUCCUGUCUGUUCUUGAGUCCAUACGAGUCGAAGUGAAGUGUCUCGAGACCAUCGCGAGACUGAAACGAGAGAACAUGAUGAAGAAAUGAGAGGGAGUAAUUUAAUUUUGAACUAAUUUUCUUUUGUUUGAUGGUUUAAUGAAGUUGUCGUUGUUUGUUGUUGUUAUUGUUGUUGCUGUUGUUAAUGUUUGUUGUUGUUUGUCAUUGUUGUUGUUAAAUUGCUGGGAACCAACAUUUCUGCAAAAAGCAUUUUAAAUUGUGGACCUGAAUGCAAACGAAAGAAGAAGAUAAUAAAUGUCUUUGAACUCAAAACUUUGUUUAAAUAUCAUUUUUUUUAAAUUGUCCAAUUAUAUAAAUUGUAUAUUGAUUAUAUCAACUAUACCAAUUAUAUAAUUGUGUAUACCUUGUAUUGACAAUAGGAAGUUUCUUGCUGGUAUGAAAGGAUAUAUGUUUGUAGCAACGUUUAUGUCGCUCUCGAUGGGAUUCCUCAAAGAACUUGCGAACGAACUUUUAAAAUUUGAUGAGAGACGAGGGGUUGUUUGCUUUUGAAAUUUUUAUUUUUUGAAAAUGCAUUUGAAGAAAAAGG